Molecule: messenger RNA, 1515 nt
Organism: Phytophthora sojae
Lineage: Eukaryota; Oomycota; Peronosporomycetes; Peronosporales; Peronosporaceae
Exons: 2
Coding region: 1-1515 (504 amino acids)
Biological process (GO): transmembrane transport
Cellular component (GO): membrane
Molecular function (GO): transmembrane transporter activity
Source: RefSeq, a predicted model, not a curated record
AUGACAACGAGCCCUGCAGUCGAGACGCCUCGAGUUCCUCCUACUCCGAAUGUAUUUCGUGUGUUUCCAACGGCAUCGGAGACUGUCAAUCAACGGCUGGAUGCCUUGGAUGCUCGUCUCUCAUGGUUCUACGUUCGGCUACUGCUGCUAACGGGUGUCAGCUGGGCUGUUCACGCUGCGGAGCUCGUGCUCUUCGCCUUCACGCGACGGCUGGUGGUCCACCAUGUCGGCAUGGGGACCUACGCGCUGGAAGCUCUCGGAGUCGGUGUGUUCCUUGGAGCGGCAGUCGGCGGACCGCUGUUUGGCCUCCUGGCCGACGCUCGAGGCCGACGUUCGGCUCUGUUGUUCGCCAUGACGCUAUCGCUGCUGGGUCUGGCGCUGUCUGCUGUAGCGAAGAAGGACUACCACGUGAUCAUUGCAAGAAUCGUUGCGGGGGUCGGAUUGGGCGGAGAACUACCAGCAGCGACUGUGCUGGUGCAGGAGCUCUCCCCAAGACCCAUGCGAGGCCGCAUGGUGGCGCUGCUUGAAGCCUUUACAGGCGUUGGAGGUGUUGUGGGCGUGGCCCUGGCCUUUGGAUUGGCACCGCAGCUCGGAUGGAGAGUCACGUACUUGGCCAUCUGCGGCUGUGUCUUGUACACUGGAGUGUUGCGCUUCGGUAUCCCGGAAUCUCCGCGGUGGUUAGCGAGUGUUGGACGACUGGAUGAAGCUAUUCUGGUUUCCGUACCUUCAGCUGCGGGAGUGAAAGCUUCAGCAUUCGACAGACCUGUGCACACGCUGGUGCUUUGGACACUGUGGACGGUGCUAGCUGCUUCCUCGUAUGCGCUGGGGGUGUACGUCCCUACGCUUAUCAGCAUGUCAGGGUUCAAUAUGUACGCAAGCUGGAGCACCAUUGCGCUGCUGCACGGAUCCCAAGUUGUCAGCUGUGUUAUCGCUUCGUGGAUGCUGGAAACCCGCGGACGCAAGCAAUCGCUCGCUUGUUGUGCGACGCUGACGUCGGUAGUGUCAGUUCUGCUGAGCUACGCACCUUGGUACGAGUUCGUGGUGAUUGUGGGGACUUGCUCCGUUUCGGCACUGCUGGCGGGGACGUGGAGCUGCGUGCUCGCCUACACCCCCGAGAACUACCCGACCGCUGUGCGUGCUCGUGGCGUGUCGUACGCGUUUGGCUUCAGUCGCCUCGGAGCUGCUGGAGGAGCUUUGCUCUACCCUCACAUGUUCGACGUGUGGCUCAUGUCGGUGUCGGCUAUCACUUGGGUGUUCGCGGGGCUGCUGGCUGCUACAGUGCUGGGUAUUGUGGUGCCGUUCGGCUCCAACCCGUCGAGUGUUGGAUAUAGCAACGAGUACAGAGUUACGAAGGCGGACGACUCGGAUAUCGAUCUCGAAUCGGGCGACAGUCACGAAGACGAGAAAGAAGAAGAUGAAGAGGAGGAAGAGGGAGCGUUCUUCAUGACUGGCGAAUGCAAGAACAAGGACGAAAACCUCAAAUUGAAAGGCUUAUGGGUAAGCCUUUCAAUUUGA